This is a messenger RNA of Staurois parvus, 3130 nucleotides long. The record is from the annotation of a GenBank genome assembly. Lineage: Eukaryota; Metazoa; Chordata; Amphibia; Anura; Ranidae.
CAGCCUCCCUUGGUUCAAGCUAUUUUUAACGGGGAUCCAGAUGAAGUUCGUGCGCUGAUAUUCAAGAAGGAAGAUGUAAACUUUCAGGAUAAUGAAAAGAGAACACCACUCCAUGCAGCUGCCUACUUGGGAGAUGCAGAAAUUAUAGAGCUUCUCAUUUUAUCUGGAGCUAGAGUAAAUGCCAAAGACAGCAAGUGGUUGACUCCUCUGCACAGAGCUGUGGCAUCCCGCAGUGAGGAUGCUGUCCAGGUGUUGUUAAAACAUUCAGCUGAUGUCAAUGCCCGUGACAAAAACUGGCAGACCCCCUUGCACAUAGCUGCAGCAAACAAAGCUGUGAAGUGUGCAGAAGCACUGGUGCCUCUUCUUAGCAAUGUUAAUGUAUCUGACCGAGCAGGGAGAACAGCAUUACACCAUGCAGCCUUCAGCGGUCAUGUUGAGAUGGUCAGUUUACUUUUGUCACGAGGUGCCAACAUUAAUGCAUUUGAUAAGAAAGACAGGCGAGCGAUACAUUGGGCAGCAUACAUGGGUCAUAUUGAAGUUGUUAAAUUGCUUGUGACUCAUGGAGCAGAAGUAAUGUGCAAAGACAAGAAAUCGUACACACCACUCCAUGCCGCAGCCUCAAGUGGGAUGAUCAGUGUUGUCAAGUAUCUUUUGGAUCUAGGAGUUGAUAUGAAUGAAUCAAAUGCGUAUGGAAACACACCUCUUCAUGUGGCCUGCUACAAUGGUCAAGAUGUGGUUGUGAAUGAACUCCUAGAUUGUGGUGCUAAUGUGAACCAAGUCAAUGAACGGGGUUUUUCUCCUCUCCACUUUGCUGCUGCUUCAACACAUGGAGCGUUGUGUCUGGAGCUUUUGGUCUGUAAUGGUGCAGAUGUAAAUAUUAAGAGUAAAGAUGGGAAGACUCCUCUUCACAUGACUGCCAUCCAUGGUCGCUUUUCCAGGUCCCAAAUAAUUAUCCAGAAUGGAGCAGAGAUAGACUGUGAAGAUAAGAAUGGAAACACACCAUUGCACAUAGCAGCUAGAUAUGGCCAUGAGCUCCUCAUUAACACUUUAAUUACCAGUGGUGCAGAUACAGCAAAGCGAGGCAUCCAUGGAAUGUUUCCUCUGCACUUGGCUGCCCUGAGUGGUUUCUCAGACUGCUGCAGAAAGCUCCUUUCUUCAGGCUUUGACAUAGAUACCCCAGAUGACUUUGGCAGGACUUGUCUACAUGCAGCUGCGGCUGGAGGGAACCUGGAGUGCUUGAAUUUGUUGCUGAAUACAGGUGCAGAUUUCAAUAAAAAAGACAAGUUUGGAAGAACACCACUGCACUAUGCUGCUGCCAACUGUAACUAUCAGUGCCUGUUUGCACUUGUGGGAUCUGGAGCCAGUGUCAAUGACCUUGAUGAGAGGGGCUGUUCCCCACUGCACUAUGCAGCUGCAUCAGAUACAGAUGGCAAGUGCCUGGAAUACUUAUUAAGAAAUGAUGCAAACCCAGGGAUCAGGGAUAAACAAGGGUACAAUGCAAUUCAUUAUGCAGCAGCCUAUGGACAUCGUUUAUGUCUAGAACUGGUUGCUAGAGAAACACCUCUAGAUGUUCUUAUGGAAACAUCAGGUACAGACAUGCUGAAUGAUGCAGAUACCCGUGCUCCAAUAAGUCCAUUGCACUUAGCGGCAUACCAUGGGCACCACCAAGCAUUAGAGGUGCUAGUACAAUCUUUGCUCGACUUGGAUGUAAGGAACAGCACUGGAAGGACUCCUCUGGACCUGGCUGCUUUCAAAGGACAUGUUGAAUGUGUAGAUGUUCUUAUCAAUCAAGGAGCAUCAAUAUUAGUAAAGGACUAUGUUGUUAAAAGGACCCCCAUUCAUUCAGCAGCAAUCAAUGGACACUCCGAGUGCCUAAGACUCCUGAUUGGAAAUGCAGAUAUUCAGGCUGCAGUGGAUAUUCAUGAUGGAAAUGGACAGACUCCAUUGAUGCUCUCAGUCCUGAAUGGACAUACAGAGUGCGUUUAUUCAUUGCUAAACAAAGGAGCUAAUGUUGAUGCCAAAGAUAAAUGGGGAAGGACAGCACUGCACCGAGGGGCAGUGACUGGGCAUGAGGAGUGUGUAGAGGCAUUGCUGCAACACAAUGCAAACUUCCUUUUGCGAGACUGCAGGGGAAGGACACCUAUACAUUUAGCCGCAGCAUGUGGUCAUAUAGGAGUUCUGGGUGCUCUUCUGCACACUGCAGCUUCAGUAGAUGUUGUUCCCGCAAUAGCUGACAAUCACGGAUACACAUCUCUUCACUGGGCUUGUUAUAAUGGUCAUGAUGCCUGUGUAGAGUUGCUGUUGGAGCAAGAAGUGUUUCAAAGAAUGGAAGGAAACUCAUUCAGUCCCCUGCAUUGUGCAGUCAUAAAUGACAAUGAAGGUGCUGCAGAAAUGCUCAUAGACACAUUAGGUACAAGCAUUGUGAAUUCAGUGGACUCAAAAGGAAGGACGCCCCUUCAUGCUGCAGCUUUUACAGACCAUGUUGAAUGUUUUGCAGCUUUUGCUCAGCCAUAAUGCCCAGGUAAAUGCUGUGGAUUCUUCUGGAAAGACACCUCUGAUGAUGGCUGCUGAAAAUGGACAAACAAAUGCAGUAGAGGUGUUAGUUAGCAGUGCAAAAGCUGAUCUCACAUUGCAAGAUAACAAUAAAAAUACUGCACUACAUUUGGCAUGCAGUAAGGGUCAUGAAACCAGUGCCUUGUUAAUACUAGAGCAAAUUACUGACCGAAACCUCAUCAAUGCAACAAAUGCAGCUUUGCAGACACCCCUCCAUGUGGCUGCUAGGAAUGGGUUAACGGUUGUAGUCCAGGAACUUUUAGGAAAAGGAGCAAGUGUAUUAGCUGUAGAUGAAAACGGCUACACACCAGCAUUGGCAUGUGCUCCCAAUAAGGACGUUGCGGACUGUCUGGCUCUCAUUUUAGCCACCAUGAUGCCGGUCUCAUCAUGUAACACAAUGCCAUCUCUGACUUUAAACCACUACACCAAUCCCUCAAAGACAGUCACUUUUGACUCAUUGCCCCUCAUGAGAAGUGAGCACAGUUCAUAUUGCAGCUUCAACAAUAUCGGCAGGGAAGAUGGCUAUCCAUACACAGAAGAAGAUGAGCUCAAUGACUCAGACUCGGAGACCUACUGA